Messenger RNA from Sphaeroforma arctica JP610, 261 nucleotides. RefSeq lists its product as hypothetical. The annotation marks the transcript as partial. The transcript has a single exon. The record is from RefSeq and is a predicted model, not a curated record. NCBI's taxonomy places the organism in Eukaryota, Ichthyosporea, Ichthyophonida.
GUGUUUGGCGACAAUCUGUUUGCGAAAGAGGCGCUGUGGCCUGAAUUUGAAGCGCUGAUGGGGUUGGGUGAGCACAAACCCUUUGAAUGUGUGGGCACGGCCGAAGAGACAUUCGUGGCCCUAAAAAAGGCCCGCUCGCGCUACAAAGCUACAUAUCCUAAUAUGGAUUUGCCACAGUUUUUUAAUCUGCACCAGCGCACUCUAGACAGGACGCCCGACGCUAUGAAGCACACGGUCGCGUCAACGGCAGCAGAUGAACAG